Molecule: messenger RNA, 1031 nt
Organism: Exophiala viscosa
Lineage: Eukaryota; Fungi; Ascomycota; Eurotiomycetes; Chaetothyriales; Herpotrichiellaceae
Exons: 2
Coding region: 348-869 (173 amino acids)
Biological process (GO): amino acid metabolic process
Molecular function (GO): NADP binding; aspartate-semialdehyde dehydrogenase (NADP+) activity
Source: RefSeq, a predicted model, not a curated record
GAAGAGGUGCAGAUCUGUGUGGGUGGAAAAGCUCUUGAUGGUUCAAUAUCACAUAAUAUUGCUGGCAAUUGAGAGACCAGCAUUUCAGUCCAAAUCAUGACCAUGGCUUCUUUGUGCAGAAAAUGUGCUCAGAUCGAGUGCUAUUUUGGGUUUUCUUACGGGCCUGCCGGGCCUUAAUUGAGGGGUUGCAGAAAAACGUGGCAAAGAGCCUCUUCCCGCGGAUUGAUUUAUGGGUGCAAUGAUUCGGUGCCGCAAAGGCGGGCUGAGGGAUCGCCGAUUGAGUUGAGCGAGGCAUGAUGUCUUGGAGGAUUCGAUUCGUCGAAAGACAAUGUAUGAUUACGUAGCAUAUGCGAGCAAGAGGUUAUGGAGGGAUGUUGAGGACGAAUCGCCCACCAUUGCUCCAAAUAACCUGGUACAGGAUCCCAUUGGUACAGCUGGCGCAUACCUGUGUGCGAAUUCACCCAGUGGAUGGGCACACAAAUGUCCAGUGUACAAAGUAUCGAAGGGGACAAAGGCACGAAGAAGCACAUUCUCAUUCUGCCCGAUCGAGUUGCAGUCACAUGUGGGAUUUCGACUGCAGCCAGUGUGGACAUGCCAAUGAUACCAGUCCGAAUUUGUACUUGUGGUUAGCAUCGUUAGACUCAGGGGUUGUUGACGAUGUACCUCUUCUGCUGUUAUCACACCCGGAGGGAGGGGUGAGAUCUGCGUUGGUUAGAAGACUCUAUUCCAGCUUCUUCCUGGGGGAUGAGUUCAAAAAAUUCCUAGCGAUCUGUCUAAGCAGACCAAAAGUCCAAAUGAUUGGAUGUGAAGCACGGUCUUCGCACCCCGCGACAGGGAUCUGCCGUACCGCUGGGCUGGAACCGGGCUAGAUAAGCGGAGACAAUUUCUGGCAGCGGUGCGUGCGUCGUGGGUCGGGCGCUUCCUCGAACACACGCAGCCUGUUGUUUGAAGUUGGUCGACAGGGGUGCGAAACCGGUCUGGUGGUGAUUGGAAGAAAUGAGAGAAGAACGAUGGCCACCUGGAGGAUCUUU